AUGGGAAACGUUCUGUCUCAAUGUACCUGCCUUAAGGGUGUUUAUGACAAAGGAGAAGAAAAUCUCGCCUUCAAAGCUGAAAUGUCAGACUCCCCAGUAGGUGUGGCCUUCACCAAGCAUGAAUCCACAAUGCUAGCUGAGCUUAAAGAAUACUACAUCCAAUUUCUGAGAGGCAAUGCCAAAAAAAUAAAACAAAUCAGAAUAGAAAAUAGAGAACUAUCUGACAAAGGCUCAAAAUUAGUCGCCCUUUUAAUACCUGAGCUUUCAGAGCUACAAGAAUUGGCCUUGAGAAAUAACCAAAUAGGGACCGUUGGAGCACAAAAAUUGGCCAAUGAGCUUGCAAGGCUUACAGGCUUAAAAGUGCUGACUAUUGCUGAUAAUCAGCUUGGGGAUGAAGGAAUGGCAGCAAUUGCAGGGCCAAUUUCUUAUAUGAAGAGCUUAAAAGUAUUGAAUUUGGAAGGGAAUGGAUUUGGAAGUGAUAGCCUUGGGGAAAUUUUGGAAAAUUUAAGCGAAUUUGAAGGGUUGAAGGUUAUAAAUCUCAAGGGAAAUAAUAUAAGUUCGAGGGGAAUUAAGAAACUUGCGAAGACGCUGAGCGAAGUAAAAACAUUGGAAGAGUUUUAUUUUGAUGAUGUCAAAGAGAGAGAUUUGGUGGAAAUUCAAAACGCGCUGCCGAAUGUUUCGCUUAACAAGCCGAAGAACCCUGAGGCUAAAUAA
Messenger RNA from Blepharisma stoltei, 714 nucleotides. NCBI's taxonomy places the organism in Eukaryota, Ciliophora, Heterotrichea, Heterotrichida, Blepharismidae. The record is from the annotation of a GenBank genome assembly.